ACAGCUACUGAAUGGACUCGAGCUCCGAUCAUUCUAGGAAUAUGCGCAAUGGACAUCAAAGCAAGGUCAAAAGCUAUGAGAGAGAUACUUACUAGACUGGUGGAACGAUCUCGGGGUGCUAUCGAGGUAGUAGUAUUCGGCGACAAGGUUAUCCUGGAUGAAGACGUCGAAAACUGGCCACGAUGCGACGUUCUCAUCUCAUUUUUCUCUACGGACUUCCCGCUAGAUAAGGCCAUCUCAUACGUAAAACUUCGUAACCCGUUCUGCAUCAAUGACCUCCCGCCUCAAGCUCUUUUGUGGGAUCGUCGGCUAGUCCUCGCUGUCCUCGACCAUCUUAAUGUGCCUACACCCCGGCGUCUAGAGGUUUCUCGCGACGGCGGACCGAAAAUAGACGAUGAGCUCAGGGACAUGAUGAAGGCACGGUUGGGCAUAGAACUUGGAGGAUUCCAAGUAACACCCGAAGUAUCUCUCAGCGAAGAUGGAGAUUCCAUUAUCAUUGACGGUCAAGUGAUGGAGAAGCCGUUUGUGGAAAAGCCGGUCAGUGGAGAAGAUCACAAUGUCUAUGUAUACUUCAAAGGAGGUCAAGGCCGCCGCCUGUUCAGAAAAAUAGGCAAUAAGUCCAGCGACCUGGACCCGAAUCUAAGUCAUCCUCGGACAGACGGAUCGUACAUAUACGAACAAUUCAUUGACGUAGAUAAUUCGGAGGAUAUCAAAGUAUACACUGUAGGCAAGGAUUAUACUCACGCGGAGACCCGGAAGUCCCCCGUGGUCGAUGGUGUCGUUAGACGAAAUACUGAGGGCAAGGAAAUCCGUUUUAUCACCCAUUUGAGUGAUGACGAGAAGUUGUGGGCAGCCAAGAUUUCUGAAGCCUUUGGACAACGCGUCUGUGGAUUUGACAUGCUUCGAUCUGACAACGGUCGGAAAAGCCAAGUUAUUGAUGUUAACGGUUGGAGUUUUGUGAAGGGCAACGAAGGUUACUACGACAAAGCUGCCGAGAUCCUGGCGGGGCUUUGUCUGUCAGCCUCUCCGUCUCCGUCGCGUGCACUCGUGACAGAGUCGACCACUCAGGAGUCUUCCACGUGGCUCCUUAAAGCCAAUGUAACGGUAUUCCGACAUGCCGACCGCACGCCAAAACAGAAGCUCAAGUUCAACUUCCCCAUUGGCGAAACUUGGACACAGCCGUUCGUCCGGUUACUCAACGGCGAGACAGAGGAGAUCAUAUUGCGGGAGAAGGAGCAGCUGAGCCUGAUCGCUGUUGCUAUUGAAGAAGCCAAAGCUCUUGGCGCUGUGGGCGAGGAUCUGACAAAGCUCACUCAGCUGAACAAUGCCCUCUUCAGCAAGAUUGAGUUCCCAGGGACUAAGGCACAAUUGAAGCCCGUCUAUUCCAAGAAGCAGGCAGGCCAGACGCGGAGCCUCACGAAGCUCACAUUGGUGUUCAAAUGGGGUGGUGAGUUCACCCAUUCUGCCAGGUAUCAAUCUCGGGAUUUGGGCGAAAACAUGAAGAAGGAUAUAUCAAUAAUGAAUAAGGAAGUUCUCAAUAACGUGAAGAUAUACACUUCUUCGGAACGUCGUGUCGUCGCGUCCGCCGAGAUUUUCGCGACUGCCCUUUUCGAUAGCAACCAAGGAUACGGGUCCGGAUCGACGGCGAGCUCGCGAUCAUCAACUGACGGCGGAUCCAGCUCCUUCUCAGCCAGGAGUUCUCAGCAUCAAUUGAGCAAACCGAAACAACCCCCCGUUCUCAUUGUUCGCAAGGACUUGCUGGACGAUUCCAACGCUGCCAAAGAUCUUAUGGACGAUGUAAAGAAGCGCUUGAAGAUCCUACUUAGGCCCGGUGAACCAGAGAAACGGCCUGAGCUGACGUGGCCCAAGGGUAUGAAAAAGGAACCGGUGGAAGUAGUGAAGGAAGUCAUAGAGCUUCUAAGUUCAUUCCGGGAUAUCAUGAGAAAGAACUGGGAGACCCUCGACGUGGACAAGCUACAGGAACGAUGGUGUUGUGGCGACGAACCUUGGCUAUUUAGGGAGCGUUGGGAAAAGCUCUUCGAAGAUUUCUGCGAUGUAAAGCAGGAGAAGUUCGAUCCGUCUCGUGUGUCUGAACUUUAUGACACCAUCAAGUAUUGCGCCCUGCAUCACAGGACGUUCUUGUUCGCUAUCUUCGACGAGAAUGGUGGUAAAGACGGGCCGAGUGAUCGCAGACUUCACGAGCUAUAUAGUCGCGCGAAGGCUCUUUUUGACUUAGUUGCUCCCCAAGAGUACGGCAUCGAGCCACACGAGAAGGAAGAAAUCGGAGUACUGACCUCACUACCCCUGCUCAAAAGAGUGGUCGAUGACUUGGAGACAGCCAGGAACAACGGAAAUAGUUCUCUGACACUCUACUUCACUAAAGAAAGCCAUAUCCACACCCUGGUAAACCUUGUUCUGUUGUCCGGCUUGCCCAUUGCCAACCGGCGAAUUCCGGAACUCGACUAUUGUUCGCAUAUAACGUUUGAGCUUUAUGAGCGUAACCAUGGACGCGGGAAAUCCGACAAAGAAUAUUCUAUCAAGCUGUCCCUAAGCGAAGGCGCUCACUCGUCAAAUGUCCUCGAUUCCGCUCUGGACGCCCGCCAUUCUUUGAAUGUUCAGCCACGCAGGAAACUAACGCAGCACUUGCCCUACAGUCUCGUCAUAGAGAAGCUCUCCAAGCAUUUUGGGCGAUUACAGAAGGACGACGACAUUCCCGAACCAGGCGCAGAGACAUUGCACACUUUGGGAAGUCCGAUUGCUGUCGACAGCGCAGCAGACGAUGAUUUAUGAAGGGUGUCAAGAUGAGGGAGUCAAGUUCAGAUGCCCCACGGACGGUUACAAGAGGAGAUUGUAGCAUAGCAUUCACUGCCCUGAUGAACACCAUAAUCCGGAUGUAUAUUAGCUCGCGUAAUCCUGUACAAGUGUAUGUAAUACAUAUACAAAAAGGCAUCCACGGCAUGCCAUUCACGAUAUACUGUUACCUGACUCUAAGAGGAGUCCUCAUUCCACGGC
Molecule: messenger RNA, 3012 nt
Organism: Gloeophyllum trabeum ATCC 11539
Lineage: Eukaryota; Fungi; Basidiomycota; Agaricomycetes; Gloeophyllales; Gloeophyllaceae
Exons: 16
Coding region: 49-2790 (913 amino acids)
Biological process (GO): inositol phosphate biosynthetic process; inositol metabolic process
Cellular component (GO): cytosol
Molecular function (GO): inositol hexakisphosphate kinase activity; metal ion binding; ATP binding
Source: RefSeq, a predicted model, not a curated record